Molecule: messenger RNA, 2719 nt
Organism: Peromyscus leucopus (white-footed mouse)
Lineage: Eukaryota; Metazoa; Chordata; Mammalia; Rodentia; Cricetidae
Gene: Spg7
Product: SPG7 matrix AAA peptidase subunit, paraplegin
Exons: 17
Coding region: 189-2513 (774 amino acids)
Biological process (GO): mitochondrial protein processing; protein-containing complex assembly
Cellular component (GO): m-AAA complex; membrane
Molecular function (GO): metalloendopeptidase activity; ATP-dependent peptidase activity; ATP hydrolysis activity
Source: RefSeq, a predicted model, not a curated record
GAAGUGAUGAGAACGCGAUCGAGAAACAAGGUUGUUGUCGAAGGAGCCGGAAGGUUAGAUAUGUGCUGUUCUGGCAGGCGUUGUGUGGCAGCACGCGGUUCCAUGUUGCCUGCAAGUCUGUGAGCUUCGAGAAAACGUGGCUCCAGCCGACCGGAGGCUCUUGAAGUAGCAAAGACAGCUUGGUGACCAUGAAGGAGAAACGUAGCUCAAGCCCCCGCCCGCGUUUCGGCUUUCCUGGAGGUGUUCUUGGACAGCGCUUCCCUCCGAGCACCGACAGCCACGUUAGCAACCGGGAUGUGAACUUGCUAUUUCGAAUACUGAUCCCUAGCUUUGGAGGUAUUAGCGGAUUGUUACUGAAACAACAUAUAGUUCCAAAUUCAAUCAGACUGUGGCAGCUUUCAGGUGGUACUUACUAUUUUAAUACCUCACAGAGGAAGCAGAAGAACAAAGACAAUGAUAAACCCAAAGGCAAGGCUCCUGAAGAUGAUGAAGAGGAGAGGAGACGGAAAGAGCGGGAAGACCAGAUGUAUCGUGAGAGGCUGCGCACCUUGUUCAUCAUUGCUGUUGUAAUGAGCCUGCUGAACUCCCUCAGUACCAGUGGGGGCAGUAUUUCCUGGACUGACUUUGUCAAUGAGAUGCUGGCUAAAGGCGAGGUGCAGCGUGUGCAGGUGGUACCCGAAAGUGAUGUGGUGGAAGUCUAUCUGCAUCCUGGAGCCGUGGUGUUUGGGCGGCCUCGGCUAGCCUUGAUGUACCGGAUGCAGGUUGCAAAUAUUGACAAAUUUGAAGAGAAGCUUCGAGCAGCUGAAGAUGAGCUGAACAUCGAGAGCAAGGACAGGAUUCCUGUUUCCUACAAGCGGACAGGAUUCUUUGGAAAUGCCCUCUACGCCCUGGGGAUGACAGCAGUAGGCUUGGCCAUCCUGUGGUAUGUUUUCCGACUGACUGGGAUGACAGGAAGGGAAGGCGGAUUCAGUGCUUUCAAUCAGCUUAAAAUGGCACGUUUUACCAUCGUGGAUGGGAAGACAGGGAAAGGAGUCAGCUUCCAAGAUGUGGCAGGAAUGCAUGAAGCCAAACUAGAAGUCCGAGAGUUUGUGGAUUAUCUGAAGAGCCCAGAGCGUUUCCUUCAGCUUGGUGCCAAGGUUCCAAAGGGUGCCCUGUUGCUGGGACCCCCUGGUUGUGGGAAGACGUUGUUGGCCAAAGCAGUAGCCACUGAGGCUCAGGUGCCCUUUUUAGCAAUGGCUGGCCCGGAGUUUGUGGAAGUCAUUGGAGGCCUGGGAGCUGCCCGUGUGCGAAGCCUCUUCAAGGAAGCCCGAGCCCGGGCCCCUUGCAUAGUGUACAUUGAUGAGAUCGAUGCUGUGGGAAAGAAGCGGUCCACCUCCAUGUCUGGCUUCUCCAACACAGAGGAAGAACAGACCCUUAACCAGCUCCUGGUUGAGAUGGACGGAAUGGGCACCACAGACCAUGUCAUCGUCCUGGCUUCCACGAAUCGAGCUGAUGUUUUGGACAAUGCUCUGAUGAGGCCUGGUCGACUCGAUAGGCAUGUCUUCAUUGAUCUUCCCACUCUUCAGGAAAGGCGGGAGAUUUUCGAGCAGCACCUGAAAGGCCUGAAGUUGACCCAGCCCAGCAGCUUUUACUCCCAGCGGCUGGCAGAGCUGACACCAGGAUUCAGUGGGAAGAGCCAGCACCCCCCCCAUCCCUGCCUGUGGUUUGUGUUGACAGGCGCAGACAUCGCCAACAUCUGCAAUGAGGCUGCACUGCACGCUGCACGGGAGGGGCACACAUCUGUCCACACGUUCAACUUUGAGUACGCCGUGGAGCGAGUCAUUGCUGGAACUGCUAAAAAGAGUAAGAUCCUUUCCAAGGAGGAGCAGCGAGUAGUUGCCUUCCAUGAGUCUGGCCACGCCCUGGUCGGUUGGCUGCUAGAACACACAGAGGCUGUGAUGAAGGUCUCCAUAGCACCUCGAACAAAUGCUGCUCUGGGCUUCGCUCAGAUGCUCCCUCGGGACCAGUACCUCUUCACCAAGGAGCAGCUGUUUGAGCGGAUGUGCAUGGCACUAGGCGGUCGUGCAGCUGAGGCCAUCUCGUUCAGCAGGGUUACCUCUGGGGCCCAGGAUGACUUGAGGAAGGUUACCCGCAUUGCAUACUCCAUGGUGAAGCAGUUUGGGAUGGCACCUAGCAUUGGGCCUGUCUCCUUCCCCGAGGCACAAGAGGGUCUUGUGGGCAUUGGACGGCGUCCCUUCAGCCAGGGCCUCCAGCAGCUGAUGGACCAUGAGGCAAAACUGCUGGUGGCCAAAGCCUACAGACACACUGAGAGGGUGCUGCUGGACAACCUGGACAAGCUGCAGGCGCUGGCGAAUGCCCUUCUGGAAAAGGAAGUGAUAAACUAUGAGGACAUUGAGGCCCUCAUUGGCCCACCGCCCCAUGGGCCAAAGAAAAUGAUCGCACCACAGAAAUGGAUUGAUGCUGAAAAGGAGAAACAGGCCUCGGGGGAGGAGGAGGCAGCUCCGGCUCCAUAGCCCCCCCCUCCAAGGCCCAGCUAACCACUUUCCUCGACUGCACCUGCAGUUAUCUCAGAACUUGUCAGCCAGCUGCCAUCAGCCUCCGAGUGUCUUUUCACCUGAAACUUGAACCUCAGCCUCUGUUAGCUCUCUGGUUUCUGGUGAAGACUUCCAGUAUGUAUUUAUUGAUUCAGGAUUAGUAAAUCGUUUGCAGAGACAACUGA